GAACGCCAUUGUGAGCCGUAACGUCUGUGCUGCAGGGUUUCUGUCUGUCACUCCAGUUAUCGGAUAAAUCGUCGAUACUAAAAUGGCACAAGAAGCUGAUAUACCUACUUUCAAAUGCGUAUUAGUUGGCGAUGGUGGUACUGGAAAAACGACAUUUGUCAAACGGCACUUAACCGGCGAAUUUGAAAAAAAAUACGUCGCAACUUUGGGCGUAGAGGUACAUCCUUUGAUUUUUCACACGAAUCGAGGUGCCAUUCGAUUCAACGUUUGGGACACAGCUGGCCAAGAAAAGUUUGGUGGUCUUAGAGAUGGUUACUAUAUUCAAGGACAAUGUGCUGUCAUUAUGUUUGAUGUUACGUCAAGAGUAACGUAUAAAAAUGUACCCAACUGGCACAGAGAUUUGGUUCGAGUUUGUGAAAAUAUACCUAUCGUACUUUGUGGUAACAAGGUUGAUAUUAAGGAUAGAAAAGUAAAAGCAAAGAGCAUCGUUUUCCAUAGGAAGAAGAACCUUCAAUACUACGAUAUUAGUGCAAAAAGCAACUACAACUUUGAGAAACCUUUCCUAUGGUUGGCGCGUAAGUUGAUCGGCGACCCAAAUCUAGAAUUUGUCGCGAUGCCAGCUCUUCUUCCACCAGAAGUUACCAUGGAUCCACAAUGGCAGCAACAAAUCGAGAAAGAUCUCAAGGAAGCCCAAGAGACCGCGUUACCAGAAGAUGACGAAGAUCUCUAGUUUAUUACAUCGUGUGUAUGAUAAGAUUAGGGGCAAACCGUACACAAGCGUAUUUAGUACGUUAUGUACUUGUGUGCCUCUCCAAUAGAUCGAAGAUUCUUUCUUGAAUGGAAUUAAUGCUUGCGCGUACACACUUAUAUUUCAUAUCAUACAGUUAAUAAUGACAGAGAUAUUUCUGUGAUUUCACAGCUCUCGAGCUUUAUCUUAAAGAAACGAUACCAGGAAUUGAUGAAUACCAUUUUCUCGCACGUAAAAUGUUCGUGUGUGUGAAUAUAUUAAAUUUUCUUGUGGGUAUUGUACACGGUUCCAAGCAUAGCGUAUCUCUUUCAUCGGUUUGUUUGUACGAUUUGAUCGAUACAACGCGGUUCGAUAAAAUUUUACGUAUCGUGUCACUUAAAAAUUAAUCGACAUUCGACGUUGUGCUUAUUCCACGAUCUUUUCCGUCACUUACAUAUUAUGUAUGCGUUGGGUACGCGUAUGUUGUGCGAACUAAUGUAUUUAGCGUAUUUGAUGUAUAACUUACCGAUAAACCAGAUUGUCGGCCCACUUUAAGGCAUUGCCGUCAAAAUAGUUGAACUUUUCUUGCUAAUUUUAUUAUACCUUUUGUAUAAGGAAAUACGGCAUGUAAAUUGCCAACGUUCGAACGAGCAAACGUGGUGCUGUUUCGUUAUGAUAAAUAAGGUGAAGAAUUAAUUCUGUAAGAAAGAAUCUUUCGGUACGGUCGAAACGCUAAUGCUAGAAGUCACUGUUUACAAAGCGCGCGCCCACACCACACACACACACGUACACGUACAUGUGCACAGAAACAGAGAAACAUACGUGUAUAUCAAAUUGGGAAAACUGUCGAAGUAGUUCCAUCUUUACCAAUUGAUAAUAUAACCUUUGCUGCUACAUACAAAUACACACAAAUUACGUGACACGACGAUGGACGAAGAAAGAAAAAGUGUGGAUGCGUAGUACCAAUUGGACAAAUGGUGCAGCAAACGGUCUUUGUGAAUAAUCUAAAAUUCCCAAGCACAGUGUUGUAUUUUGAAAUAAUGUUUCGAUUGAAGCGAAGCACGAUUUGUAGUCAGUUGCGCCUGUCCACGAUCAUGAGGACUGUUUACUAUUUUUAUAAGCGAAGGUGAAUGUAUGAUUUGUUCAACUUAAAUUAUAUAAACAGUGUUUUUCUUUUCUAUACAAAAACAUUCGUUUCGUUGGGAGACAGAAAAAGCGUUGCAAACGUUCCUUUCCCAAAUUCCCUCAUUUUAUUGUUUGUCGAUUAUAACGCGGAAACACAGGAGUAAAAGUGUACAGAAAUACCAUAGCACUUAUAUGGGUGGCAAGAGAACAUAGCAGAAACAAAGAGUGCGAGAUAACUCUUACUACGUAUUUCAUUUAUUCCGCUCGAAAUAGCUUGUACCGUUGAUGUAUUGAAUUCAAUAAAUCAUUGAACUGUUUCUUAAAAUUACGACACUCGAAUCGUUUUUAUACACGUGUGUAAUACAUUUGUAUCUGCGAGAAAGAAUGAACAUUG
Molecule: messenger RNA, 2246 nt
Organism: Habropoda laboriosa
Lineage: Eukaryota; Metazoa; Arthropoda; Insecta; Hymenoptera; Apidae
Gene: Ran
Product: GTP-binding nuclear protein Ran
Exons: 3
Coding region: 83-730 (215 amino acids)
Biological process (GO): protein import into nucleus; ribosomal subunit export from nucleus
Cellular component (GO): cytoplasm; nucleus
Molecular function (GO): GTP binding; GTPase activity
Source: RefSeq, a predicted model, not a curated record